This is a messenger RNA of Poeciliopsis prolifica (blackstripe livebearer), 769 nucleotides long. It is a transcript of the gene cunh12orf43, whose product is annotated as chromosome unknown C12orf43 homolog. Gene Ontology annotation, biological process: Wnt signaling pathway; negative regulation of Wnt signaling pathway; Spemann organizer formation. The record is from RefSeq and is a predicted model, not a curated record. Bases 7 to 735 code for a protein of 242 amino acids. NCBI's taxonomy places the organism in Eukaryota, Metazoa, Chordata, Actinopteri, Cyprinodontiformes, Poeciliidae. The transcript has 6 exons.
GUCAACAUGGCGUCCCGCGCUGGAAGGAGAGUUCCUCAGCACUCCAGCAGCAGUGACGACGAAGAGCUUAAAAAAUGCCGCGAGGCCGUCUGGGAAAGCCACACAUUUAAGGCGAAAGACGGGGACAGCGGCGUUGAACAGGAGUCUAAGCGCGUUGUGGUUGCUGACCACGAGCAUGACGGAAAUGAGCUCCAGGUCACACAAGGAUUUCGGAAACAUGUCGCCAGAAAGCUGGAGGAUCUUUUGGACAGUUGCAUUUCAGAAACGCAGCACAUGACCUCAAAAAGUCUGGAAUCAAAAUGUUAUGAUGGUCAAGAUGAGGGAUUUCGUUUGUUUUCUACAUCCGUCCCAGGACAGGAAGAUGCUAAACCUUCAUCAUCACCAGCCAGGCGUCGGCCUCCUCCCAGCUCAAGUGACAGCGACAGCGAGAUGGAAACCAGACUGAAGGAGGCAGCGGUGUCCAUCGGUGACCUGUUACCUUCAUCCAUGCGCUCAUCUUCCUCUGUAGAGCCUCUCGGCUCAGGAGUUGGAGCGAAAAAAAAGAAGGCGGAAGAGGAAGAAGAGCAUUGUGUGGCCAAGAAAAAGACGAAACGGAAAAAAGAAGAGAAUAAGCAGGACUAUGUAUCCUCUGCUCAUCACCAAGGCAAUGGUGAGCAGGAACACUCAGUAGUCAGCAUAAAACAAAAAAAGAAAAAGAAGCGUAAAAGAAAUACAGAAGAAGAAGCGUUGAGCUGAGUUUUUAAUCUAGUGUUUACUCAUUCAGGCUGUC